Messenger RNA from Brassica rapa (field mustard), 960 nucleotides. RefSeq lists its product as uncharacterized. NCBI's taxonomy places the organism in Eukaryota, Viridiplantae, Streptophyta, Magnoliopsida, Brassicales, Brassicaceae. The record is from RefSeq and is a predicted model, not a curated record.
AUAGUAUUUUCCUAAAACUGAUAUAUUAUAUUUGGAGAUCAGUAUAUCUUGGACGCAUAUGGUUUACCUGUUCUAAAAUUUCACAUCACUAAUAAUUUUGUAUGUAAUGUAGAAAUAUUUAUAACUUAUUAAUUGAUUAUAAGAUGGAAACUCACUAAUCUGAACAAUAUACUAAUUUAUAUAGUUUUGUUCGAUUAAUUAUUUCAGAUUACUUAGGGAAGAAUGCAAAAAUUAGUGAUAUUAUAUAUGGCGAAGAUGAAUAUAAUGGACCAUAACUUUUAACUUAUGUCACUAAGAUAAGAGCCGCCCUUAAAGCGAAAGCCACAUAUUAGAUGACAAUUCCUUCUAGUUAAUUAGCUUUAAUGAAAACUAACUAUAUCUAUAUAAAAUAAGGGGUAACGAAGUCUUAUAAACCUUCUAUAAAUAGGCACUCUUCAACGAAACUCAGCAUUCACUUGAAAACUCUCAAACUACAUAUCAUUCUUACAACAUUCUUCAUUUCGUUAACAAACACUAAAAAAGAAAAUGUCAUCCAUAGGAGCAAGUUACGCACCAUUAUAUCUUAUGCAGAAGCAGCUCAAGGAGCAGAAGAAGAUAAAGAGAGAAAAGGAGAGAGCAGAUAAAGCCCAAAGUCUCGCUGUCGGUGAAACCUCUUUGGACACAGGAAGGAAGUCUAACAGAAUCUACCCUUCCCGCUCAUCUUACAGUGAACACGUAGAGAGACCAAAUCACAAGAGUGAAAUCUAAAGUAAGGAAGGACUGAUUCAGACAUAUCUCCAUGUAACUUGGUCUUGUAUGUAACAUGUUUAUAUGUGUUUGUAUGUGUAUAUGGUAUGGGUCUAAAACAUAUCUUGGUCUGUUUAUAUAAGGUCAUAUGUGAAUUACUUGUUUGAGUGUUAAAAGGUUGUUGUAUGCAAGAUGUAUAUGUUAAUGGAUCUGUACUCCAACUAAAAUUUAUGA